GGCGUUUCGCCGAAAGUAAUCGCCGAUAGGCAUUUUCAUGAUCUGGCAACUCUGGUGAAAUUUGCCGUUGUUGUGGGUUUAAUGGAGCCAAGAAAACGUAUUCGAACAACGAGUAAAGUCAAGUACAACUCGACAGUUGACUCGAAGGCACAACAUUAUUUAAAUGCGCUUAAGGUGAGAUGGAUGCAGCUGCACGAAAUACCCGGAUUAUUUGCCUAUCAGCUCCAAGAUGAUAGACUAACCCGGAAACUCCCCGGGCGACAUGGUUUCCAUGUUGAGUUGAAUUCGGAUCGAUCGUUGAAACGCCGCGCUCCGCAAACCAUUGAGAGCAUGAGACCCGCAUUUAGGCCAAAUCACUUUAAUUUCAAUAAGGUCGAUGAUCUGGAGGUGAUGUUGACCAUCGAUGAUGCCAUAGAUAAGGUCGAGAUACAGAUGAUUAUCAACAAGAGUCCACUUACCAAAUAUCAUACAGUCGUCUGUCCGGAUGUUAAAAGGAAUUUGGUUCAACGUGUUACGGCUCCGUCACUUAGAUUCUGCAUUAAUUUCCUGAGAAACGUUGAUGAUCCGAGCAUGCGAAUGGGCUACAACAGUCCAGGUGCUCUCGCUUCUGUGAACCACCUGCAUUUUCAUCUGCUGAAUAUGCCACAAGAGUUGUACAUAGACAACGUUGAUCUUCAAGAACUUGCGGGGGGUUAUGCUUAUCGACUAAGAAAGGAUUCCCCUACGGAGGCUCUCUGCUUUGUUUUUCGUGCCAAAGAUGAUGCGGAGCAGGUGCUGGAGAAGAUUAGCAAUAUCCAUAGGCUCACCGAGUGGCUGUGUGACAAUAAUCUCCCACACAAUAUCUUCAUUACACAGCAGAAGAAUAGUGACGAACUCCGGCUGUUUGUGUUUGUCCGUGAAAAGUUUUGCGUUUCCAAAGAUGUGACUGCAUUCAACGUGGGAUUCUGCGAGCUGGCCGGCUUUAUUCCUCUAGCAGACGAGCAAAAGUUGCACAAUUUAACGGAGCAGAUAGUGCUUGAGCGCAUUCGCAGCAUUUCGGGCAAUGCCUAUGAUGCAGUUUAUGAGCAGGUUCAGUACAUUGUUAAUCAACCCACCAGCGAAUCCCUCUGGCAGCAACCGUUUUUAAUAUAAUAGCCUGCAAACGUUUUAUUAUUAAAAUUUAUUCAUACUUAUUGCUAAACUGCUGCUGCGACAAAUCCCUUGCCCAUGGCCGCCUUGCCGACAACCUUAACGUUCUGUUCAAUGCGAUAAUCGAUCUCCGAGUCCGUAUUCUGCAAUCUCACAUGCUCAAUCAGCUCUGGCAGCUGAUCCGCCUCAAUGCUGGCACGUAUAGCAUCAAAGAAGGACAUGUAAUGAUGCAAGUUGUGGCUGUUGAAUAAAUCAAAACAUUAUUUAGUUGGGAACGUUGCAAAUA
This is a messenger RNA of Drosophila innubila, 1414 nucleotides long. RefSeq names its product GDP-D-glucose phosphorylase 1. Gene Ontology annotation, molecular function: GDP-D-glucose phosphorylase activity. Bases 82 to 1131 code for a protein of 349 amino acids. Gene Ontology annotation, biological process: glucose metabolic process. The transcript has 3 exons. The record is from RefSeq and is a predicted model, not a curated record. Lineage: Eukaryota; Metazoa; Arthropoda; Insecta; Diptera; Drosophilidae. Gene Ontology annotation, cellular component: cytoplasm.